Messenger RNA from Aspergillus tanneri, 1407 nucleotides. It is a transcript of the gene GDI1, whose product is annotated as secretory pathway gdp dissociation inhibitor. The record is from RefSeq and is a predicted model, not a curated record. Gene Ontology annotation, cellular component: cytoplasm. Lineage: Eukaryota; Fungi; Ascomycota; Eurotiomycetes; Eurotiales; Aspergillaceae. Gene Ontology annotation, biological process: small GTPase-mediated signal transduction; protein transport; vesicle-mediated transport. The transcript has 8 exons. Gene Ontology annotation, molecular function: Rab GDP-dissociation inhibitor activity. Bases 1 to 1407 code for a protein of 468 amino acids.
AUGGAUGAGAUUGCUCCCGAAUAUGAUGUUGUCGUGCUCGGCACUGGCCUGACGGAGUGUGUACUUUCUGGUGUUCUCAGUGUCAAGGGAAACAAGGUCCUGCACAUCGAUCGCAAUGAUCACUACGGAGGAGAGGCUGCUUCGGUGAACAUUGAAACUCUCUUCAAGAAGUAUGGCAACGUCCGCCCCGGUGAAGAGCCCUGGAAGAAGUACGGGCGCGUCAAUGACUGGAACAUCGAUCUGGUCCCCAAGUUGCUGAUGGCGAACGGCGAGUUGACCAACAUCUUGGUCUCCACCGACGUGACUAGAUACCUGGAGUUCAAGCAGAUUGCGGGUAGCUAUGUCCAACAAGGAAAUGGACCCAAGGCGACCGUGGCAAAGGUGCCUUCGGAUUCCGCCGAGGCUCUGCGAUCGUCUCUCAUGGGCUUGUUCGAGAAGCGGAGGGCGAAGAAGUUUUUGGAAUGGGUGGGUGACUUCAAAGAGAACGACCCUUCUACUCACCAAGGCUUGAACAUAUCCCAGUGCACCAUGAAGAGUGUCUAUGACAAAUUCGGACUGGAGCCAAACACCUGCGACUUCAUUGGUCAUUCCAUGGCCCUAUACCAGUCAGAUGAGUACAGUGAAAGACCAGGAAUGGCCCCCGAGACCAUCAACCGUAUCCGCCUCUACGUGAACUCCAUGGCCCGGUACGGCAAGUCGCCGUACAUCUACCCUCUCUAUGGUCUGGGUGAGCUUCCCCAGGGCUUUGCUCGUCUCUCUGCCAUCUACGGGGGCACCUAUAUGCUCAACACCAGCGUCGACGAGGUACUCUAUGAUGAGAGCGGCAAAGUGUCGGGCAUCAAGGCAACUAUGAAGGAUCGGGACGACAGCGGUGAAACAAUGAAUUUCACAACCAAGACCAAGAAAAUUCUCGCCGACCCAUCCUAUUUCCCCGGCAAGGCUAGGGUCACUGGGUACUUAUUAAAGGCCAUUUGCAUUCUGAAGCACCCUAUCGAUAAGACUGAUGGCAGCGACUCGCUGCAGCUGAUCCUUCCCCAGUCGCAGGUGGGCAGAAAGCAUGAUAUCUACAUUGCCAUGGUCUCUUCCGCACACAACGUCUGCCCCAAGGGCUACUACAUCGCCAUCGUCUCGACCAUUGCCGAGACAGAUGCCAAUCACCACCUGGAACUCGAACCCGGCUUCGAACGUCUGGGCGCCAUUGAAGAGAAGUUCUUCGGACCCCCCAUCCCCCUCUACGAGCCCCUGGAAACCGGCGAGAAGGACAACGUUUUUAUUUCCAAGAGCUAUGAUGCCACCUCUCACUUUGAGACCACAACCGACGAUGUGCGAGACAUUUACCGACGGGCGACGGGCGAGGAGCUGGUCGUUGAGGGCCUUCGUGAGGACCAGAAACUUGCGCAAGAAUAG